Molecule: messenger RNA, 674 nt
Organism: Otolemur garnettii (small-eared galago)
Lineage: Eukaryota; Metazoa; Chordata; Mammalia; Primates; Galagidae
Gene: PIGBOS1
Product: PIGB opposite strand 1
Exons: 2
Coding region: 408-572 (54 amino acids)
Source: RefSeq, a predicted model, not a curated record
GCCCGCUCUCGCCUCUGCUGGGCAGCGGGAGACGGGGUUAGGGACGGUCAUCUGGGGUAGAACGGUCGGAGGGGACUGAGUGGUUAUUUAAUUGUUAAAAUCAUCUGUUCAGCAUUCCACUGAAUGGUUAUUAAUAAUGGUGAUGAUAAUUAUAAUGUUGGUAUAACGUUUCACUCUUUGGGUGAUUUCACGAAUACCUACCUAGCGAGGUAGGCCGUGGAGGGAUGGUUAUAGCCUGUGGUGCGAUAUGGACACUGAGGCUCAAGUGGUUCCUGUGGUUCUUUUUUUUUUUUUUUUCUUGAAAUCACUUAAUAGCCACCGAACCAAAACAGAUCUGAAGAGGUUUCCUGAAUGUGGAGUGUGAUUUUCCCAAACCGUCUUUACCUUGUGCUGUGUUUGUUUCAACGAUGUUUGGAAGAUUGACUCUUCCACAACUGCUCUUUGCUAGCAUUCUUGGAAUUGCUUCAGGAAUAUAUAUUUAUCAGCCAAUAUUUGAGCAAUAUGCCAGAAAUCAGAAGGAAUUAACAGAAAAGUUGAAAUUGGCACAAGAAUCAGAAAAGAAGAUAAGUUAAUUCUCCAUAAAGUUGAAUUAUAAUGAUUGCUUGAAGUUCCACUGAACUUAUACAUUAACUAUAAUCUAGUAGAAACUUAGAUAUAUUUUAAAUAUAAAUAAA